This is a messenger RNA of Ipomoea triloba (trilobed morning glory), 2044 nucleotides long. Its product is annotated as probable glycosyltransferase At5g03795. The coding region runs from base 125 to 1762 and encodes 545 amino acids. Gene Ontology annotation, molecular function: glycosyltransferase activity. The transcript has 4 exons. NCBI's taxonomy places the organism in Eukaryota, Viridiplantae, Streptophyta, Magnoliopsida, Solanales, Convolvulaceae. The record is from RefSeq and is a predicted model, not a curated record.
CGCUUGUCGUGCCUGUGAUGUGGCCACCAUUUCUCACCAAUUCGAUAUAGCUCUUCCCACACUGCCCUUCACCUCACCCCUCUUAAAUAUACUCGAUCUCGUUGCCUGAUUUGGAAAUACGAAAAUGAUGGAGGGGUUGAAGAAAAGAGUUUGGAAAUCGUUUUCCUCAUCGUCAUCUACGACGUCGUUGUGGAUUACGGCGCCGUUACUGAUUCUGGUCUGUUUGGUGGUGGCUUUAGGGAGUUCCAAAGCUUCUUCUAGUUGGGUUUUUGUUGACAGUUAUUAUCCGUGGAGUUGGGAUCCUUUUCUUGCUCGUGAUAAAAUUCCCGGUUCUCCGCCGCCUUCUAACCAGCCGCCGUCAACUUUUCCGUCGGUGGUAACGGCUGACAACAGCGGCGGUGGAAAGAUAUUAGCUUAUAAUUCUAGCAUUAACAGUUCUGCUUCACCACUCGACUUUGAAUCUCAAGAAAUGCAACAGCCUGAUAUACAAAAGGAAGAAGAUUUGAAUAUCUCAUCAAGUGUGCCCAGCAUAAUUUCAUCAUCCAACGAAACCCAAACUCCUCUACAAGUAACAAUCAAAAGUAAGUUCAGGAAUCUGGAAAGGCUGGAAGCUAAUUUGGGAAAAGCUAGAGCUGCAAUAAGAUCAGCAGCUGUGCAUGGAAUAAACCAAACAGACGACCCUGACUAUGUUCCCACUGGCUCGCUCUACUGGAAUGCCAAUGUUUUCCACAGGAGUUACUUGGAAAUGGAGAAGCAGCUCAAGAUAUUUGUGUAUGAAGAGGGAGAACCCCCCAUUUUUCACAAUGGGCCUUGCAAAAGCAUUUAUGCAAGUGAAGGCAACUUCAUUUCCCAUAUGGAGACUUCGCCAUUUCGCACCAGAGAUCCAGAGAAGGCCCACAUUUUCUUCCUUCCAUUCAGUGUAACAGGAAUAGUGUACUUUCUUUAUGACAGCAGUGUGCCCGGCAAAAAACAUUGGUUUCCUAUGAAACAGACAGUUAGCGAUUACGUUAACCUUGUUGCUCGAAAGUAUCCUUACUGGAAUCGAAGCAUUGGAGCUGAUCAUUUCAUGCUUGCUUGCCAUGAUUGGGGGCCUGAGAUUUCUAAGGCUGUUCCUGAGCUAUUCAAGAACUCAAUCCGAGCAUUGUGCAAUGCCAAUACCUCAGAAGGGUUUAAACCCUCUAAGGAUGUCUCGAUCCCGGAGAUCCUUCUUCCGGGAGGUACAAUGCACGGCCUGAUAGGCGGCCCCUCGCCAUCACACCGGUCAAUCCUGGCUUUCUUUGCCGGAGGGCUUCACGGUCCCAUAAGGCCAAUCCUCCUAGAGCAUUGGGAGAACAAAGACAACGACAUCCAAGUUCAUAGGUACCUUCCCAAGGGCAUUUCGUACUACGAAAUGCUGAGAAAGUCCAAGUUCUGCAUAUGUCCCAGUGGGUACGAGGUUGCCAGUCCAAGAAUGGUGGAAGCUAUUUACACAGGCUGUGUCCCUGUGCUCAUCAAGAACCACUACGUCGCGCCUUUCAGCGACGUCUUGAACUGGAAGAAGUUCUCCAUCGAAAUCCCGGUGGAGGACAUUCCAAAUCUGAAGAAAAUCCUCACUGACAUAUCUCCCAGAAAGUACAUAAGAUUGCAGAGAAAAGUGUUGAUAGCCAGACGACAUUUCGAGGUGAAUUUGCCUCCGAAGAGAUACGAUGUUACUCACAUGAUUCUUCACUCUGCCUGGCUUAGGAGAUUAAAUGUCCGGCUUCAUGGCAUUGAAGAUACUUGAGAAUUGAAUAGAUCAGAUAUAUAUAGUGCUUUGCUUUCUUGUGUUUCCUGUGCAGGAAAAAAUGGAAAAUGGAAUAUAUGUUGGUUCAUGUCUACGUACGUAGUAUAUAUCUGUGUUCCAUAAAUUUGUUGUGGUAAGUAGUAUUUGUUUUGUCAAAAGGAAAAAAGGUGUAACUUAUAGAUCAAUAUAUAGUGUUUAUAAAGUUGUAAUAUGGCAAGAGUUAAAUUUAUAUAUAUUUUAUACAACACUUUUAUUAAUAUAAUGUUAGUUUAAAUUUGUUUA